Phragmites australis (common reed) is the source of this 4044-nucleotide messenger RNA. RefSeq names its product receptor-like serine/threonine-protein kinase ALE2. Gene Ontology annotation, molecular function: protein kinase activity; ATP binding. Gene Ontology annotation, biological process: protein phosphorylation. The coding region runs from base 445 to 3666 and encodes 1073 amino acids. NCBI's taxonomy places the organism in Eukaryota, Viridiplantae, Streptophyta, Magnoliopsida, Poales, Poaceae. The record is from RefSeq and is a predicted model, not a curated record. The transcript is spliced from 17 exons.
AGUGAGAUUAGUUAAUGAUCUCGCAUGUGGUGUGGACUAGACUAAGGGAGGAUGAGGGCACGGGGUGGAAGCAAGGAAUGGCGCUAAUCUAUUCCUAGCUACUACCACACCUUUUCCCCUGUAACUACUACUGCUCCGCACUCUACCGGUACUGUACUUGUACUGGCGGUGGCGGUGGCGGUGGCGUCUUUGCCUCCUGGGCGCCUUCCCCUUCAUCCUCUCCUAACACUGCUCUGCCUCCUCCACAUGGGCUUGGUGUCGUCCAUGGCGUGGUACCAAAAUGGCAGUCAGGCUCCGUCGUCUUUCUGCGGUUCAGGGGCUCUUUGCGUUUGUGGAAGGAGGGGCGCCGCGCCUGAGCAGACAUGGUUGUGAUCUGUGGGAGCAUUGGUGACUGCUGCUGCGCUUGCGGUUCCUGCUGUGCGGCGCGCGUGAGGAGAGGGCAAGAUGCGUUCUCUUGCUCUUGUGGUGGUUCUUUCUUCGGUUAUUGGAUCCAGAGGUACUACUCUGGCCCCUUCUCCAGGUGUUUCUGAUUCUCCAGCAAAUCAAGGACAAGCUUCUAGUCCCCCUGAACCUGCGAUUGCUCUUGGUCCAGUAACUCUUCCAACAGCGCCUUCCACUCCGUCAGUAAGUCCUUCCCCAGAGGAGGGAGCAAUUAGCCCUGCUGUUCCUACCGAGCCGCAAGAUGCUCCGAGUCCAGUAGCUCCCCCUAAAGAAUAUAAUGUGCCUCCUCCAGUUGAGGUUGCACCCCCUGAUCCCACUGAUGAGGUUCCUCCACCAGUAGCUCCUCCACAAGCUGCAGUUGGAAAUCCCACUCCAGUACUUCCCGGGACACCUGCAUUCCUACCUUCUGUUCAGGCACCUGCUCCAUCUGUUGCCCUCAAGCCUAAUCCACCAGCUGUGCCACCUCCAUCUGUGAGCAAUCAACCAAGUACGCCAGUUGGAUCAGUCCCUCCUUAUCCACCUCCUGCAUUCCCCCCUCCGGUAAAUGGCGUUCCACCGCACCCAUCUACAGGGAGUUUUCCUGCCAUUCCUCCUUCCACUUCAGCUCCACGUGUAAAACCUCCGAGCGCAUCGCCUGUCAUUGCACAAGCACCGCGACAGCAGGCAGAUGUUCCAAGUAGUGAGCAUAAGAGUGGAAGCACGAUGCCCCCAGCAAAUAGUUCGCCUCCUGCAAGUCUCACGAACCAUCAUGUUCCACGUGCAUCUCCUCCAAAGGAAUCCAGUGGUCAAACUGUCCCAGUUCAUAAAUCACCGAUUACAGGGUCUGCGCCUGCUACAAGUCCUUUGCCCCAGAACACAAACAUGCCUUCAAUCCCGAAGAACGCUUCAUCAGUUUCACAUGCUCAACCCUCACCGCCAAGUGUAGCUCCUAAAUCAGCGCCCGCUAGUAGAUCUCGUGCUUGGGGACGGAAAUCCAAUAGUCCCAAGAAUGGAGCAAAUCCGUCAUUUGCCCCAUCUUACCCGCCAUCUCGUGCUCAAGGGCCUGAGGUCUCACGAGCUCCAAGACAGACUGGGACUAAAAGGCAAAAUCACCAUGCGCCUCCACCUAUGCCUCAAGGUCAUUCACACUUUCCUGUACAUUCCCCAUCACCUUCGCCAGUGUCAUCAAGAGGUCCCAAUGGAAACAGAAGGGAUCAUAUUUCUCCUACUCUUCCACCGAUCCCUCCCCAACCAGAGCCAAAAGCACCAUCAGCUCAUCCUAUUUGGGCAUUACCUCCACCACCACCUAAUUCGGAUUGCAAUGCAUUAGCAUGCCCAGAGCCUCUAACAGAUCCACCUGCGGGAGCCCCAUGUGCUUGUGUUCUACCAAUCAAAGUCGGAAUUCGUCUAAGUGUUGACCUUUAUUCAUUCUUUCCGUUGGUCUCUGAUUUUGCUGAAGAGGUAUCGUCUGGGGUAAACAUGGCUGUUAGGCAGGUUCGUGUUAUGGGUGCAAAUGUGGCUGGUGAUCAGCCAGGCAAGACAGUUGUUCUUUUUGAUCUAGUACCGAUGCAAGUGAAGUUCGACAAUGCUACAGCAAUUUCAGCAUUUGAAAGCUUGUGGAGCAAAAAAGUUUCCCUAAAACCAUCAGUCUUUGGGGAGUACAAGAUUCUCUAUGUUGUGUAUCCAGGGCUUCCUCCUUCUCCACCUUCAGCACCGGAAAGCAUUGGUGAUGGGGCAUUUGGUAACAACAGAAAUGCACAGGCAUUGAAGCCUCUCGGAGUUGAUGUUAGCAGACCCAAAAGAAAAGUGAAUGGCAGCCUAAUUGCUAUUGCUGUAUUGUCUACUGUUAUUGCAUUGAUUAUUUGCUCUCUGGCUGCAUGGUUGUUGAUACUUGCAUUCAAGGGUUCAGGUGACAUGGUUCAAACAUUUCCACAUAGUGUACUUCCAAAAUUUUCCAGGUCAUCUGGGACAGCUCACACGCUUUUAGCCGGUCGCUAUAGUUCACCUUCAGGUCCAUCUGGUUCACUGGGCUCAAGCAUCGCAACAUAUGCAGGACAGGCACAAACAUUCAAAUUUGCUGAGAUUCACAAGGCUACAAAUGGCUUUGAUGAUUCAAAAGUACUUGGAGAAGGUGGCUUUGGAUAUGUCUACCAGGGCACACUUGAAGAUGGAACCAUGAUUGCUGUAAAGGUUCUGAAGAGAUAUGAUGGCCAGGGUGAGCGAGAGUUCUUGGCUGAGGUUGAGAUGCUGGGACGCUUGCAUCACCGGAAUUUAGUCAAGUUGUUAGGCAUAUGUGUAGAGGAGAACGCACGGUGUCUGGUGUAUGAGCUUAUUCCAAAUGGCAGUGUAGAAUCCCAUUUGCAUGGAGCGGACCACGAGACUGCUCCACUUGAUUGGAAUGCCCGUAUGAAGAUAGCGCUGGGGUCAGCGCGGGCACUUGCAUAUCUACAUGAAGAUUCAAGUCCUUGUGUGAUUCAUCGUGAUUUCAAAUCAAGCAAUAUUCUUCUUGAGCAUGAUUUCACACCAAAAGUGUCUGACUUCGGACUAGCCAGGACCGCAAGGGGAGAAGGGAACCAGCACAUUUCCACUCGUGUCAUGGGAACGUUCGGGUAUGUUGCACCAGAGUACGCCAUGACUGGGCAUCUCCUUGUAAAGAGUGAUGUGUACAGUUAUGGAGUUGUACUGCUUGAGCUCCUCACUGGUCGGAAGCCUGUGGACAUGUCUCGGACUGCAGGGCAAGAGAACCUAGUCGCAUGGGCUCGCCCCCUUCUAACUAAUGUGGUGAGCCUGCGCCAAGCUGUUGAUCCACUUCUUGGGCCUAAUGUACCACUCGACAGUGUGGCAAAAGCAGCUGCCAUCGCAUUAAUGUGUGUGCAGCCUGAGGUCGCACACCGCCCCAGCAUGGGCGAAGUAGUGCAGGCCUUGAAACUCAUCUGUAGUGAGGGUGAUGACGGUAUUGUAUCGGGGAGAUUCAGCCAGGAGUUGCCGGUGCAAACUACAGAAGUUUACGAUGUGACUGGCAUGGAAGCGGAGAGGGUGCUAAUAUCUGAGAUAUUUGGCUCGACACCUGUCUUCACUCCAGCUGCUGAUUCGGGUUCUUUCCGCAAGCAGUCCAGCUCAGGCCCCCUGAUGACAGGCAAGAACAGGAAGUUCUGGCAGAGGUUGCGAAGCUUGUCAAAGGGGAGCAUGAGUGAGCAUGGUGUCUCACCAGAUUAUGAGACGCGCUCACAAUAUAGCAGUAGGUGAUCCUUUUUGUUCACCUUCUAGUCUUGAUUGGAAAUAAAAAGAGUUUCAGGUUGAGGUCGUGUAAAUUAUGCACCUGGAGAUAAAAGCUUGUAGUUCAGGAUCAUCAGAGUGGCAGAGUGGAGCUUGAGUUGUGAACUACUGGAGGUUUACUGCAUAUGCAACCAUACUCCUGAAUCUUGAUACAGUUUGUUAGUUUGAAUUAUCCGUGUUCUUCUUUUGUUUUAGUUAGUUGUUUAUUUGUGCCUACCUUUUGUUUGAUCAGUUGUUUUGAUAGGAUUGUUGAUGUAUAGAUUCAGACUGCAUUUCUUUUGGCCUUGUGGACUUCGACUCCUUGUACACUAACAUUUUCUGCAAUGACGAUAAUAGCUUCGUGGCUCU